Messenger RNA from Onthophagus taurus, 2100 nucleotides. Lineage: Eukaryota; Metazoa; Arthropoda; Insecta; Coleoptera; Scarabaeidae. The record is from RefSeq and is a predicted model, not a curated record.
AUGAACGAAGAAAAUCCUCCUUUGGGCCCUAAGGCUCUCCGCCAAGAUGAAGAGAUGGUAUCGAGGUUUAAAGUUCAAGCUGAAAAAGCCUUGGAAAAAUAUAAAUUGGCCAAACGAUUGGAAGCUCAACACAAAAUGAAGCAAUUGGCACUCGAACAAAUGGAAACCGAGGGAUAUUCUGAUGCAAUGGGAAUGUAUAUAAUUGAAUCUGGGAAAUUGAAGAGAAGUUUUUCGGAAAUUUCAACAUUUACACCUAGCUUUGGUUUAAAAGAAGGGAUAAUGAGUUGGUUGAAAAAACUUUUUAAAAGUAUGUACAUUGAAAAACCGUUUGAAUUAAAAUGGAGCCAAUUUUUAUGCAUCACAUUAUGCUUACAAAUUUCUUUCACCUAUACAUUAAAACAUAUGUGGUUAGUUUACGAAUGGGGAGCGAUAUUAUUAGUUUACAUAAUUUUUGGUGCUUUCAUCGCAAUGCCCGUUUAUAUGAUUUUAUUGUUUAUGGGCCACUACAGUAGGCGAUCUUACAUGAGAUUUUGGGAUUGCGUUCCAUUACUAAAAGGUGUUGCUUACUCAAUUGCGUUAUCAUCGAUCAUAACCGAACUUUUUUCAAUGACAUUCGCCGCUAUUAGUUUAAAUUAUGUACUCGAAGCGAUAUUGGCCCCAAUAACUCCGUGGCACGAUUGCAAAUUUCAACAUGCAAGUCGAGAUUGUAAAUCGAAAUCAAAAAUAAAACCUUACAACGAAAAUUGCUGUAUAAAAGGAACGGCGGAUUGUACACAUUUAAAAUGGAACGCGACCGUUUAUAAAUACGAAGCUUACGAUUACUUUAAAAAAUAUCAGUUGCGCAAUAACUAUUCAGGUUUCAAUACGACGUUGUUGCCGAUGAGAACUAUUGUGACUGUUGGGUUAUUAUGGAUAGCCACUCUUAUAAUGAUGUUGUGUGGAUUAAGAAGAAUUAGGGGAUUUAUGACUGUUAUUAGUAUAAUUCUAUUGAUUACUAUCUUUAUACCUUGGGUUUUGGUUACUUUAUAUACAUCUGAUUAUAGUAUGUUUGCGGAGUUAAAACCAGAUUGGAUGGAUCUUUUUAAUUAUGAGUUUUGGAUUGAAGUUUGUGUUCAUUCACUACACAGAGAAUUAGCUGGUGAUGUUUUAACAUUUAGCUCAGUUUCUACGCCGGGAAUAAGUCCUACUGUUGAUACGAUUAUUAUUUAUGCUGCAAAAUUUGUGUUUUUGGUUUUUAUAACAGUGUGGUUAUCGAUUAGUGUUUCUAUAAUCCGGGAGAAAUAUCUCAUUAUGAAUUCAAUAUGUUUGGAUCUUAAUAGUAUCCCAAUAUUUUUCGGUUUAUUCCCCGAACUUUUAUCAACACUAUCCAUAGCAAAAUUAGCCAUUAUGAUUUAUUUCUUUGUGAUAUUUUUUUGGUGUUUCGCCGGAAGCCUUUACACAUUAAAUUCGUUCGUUUGGUCGCUUUUGGAGGAGUACCCAAAAUUGGCCAAAUUAAAAAUUUUAAUCUGUUCCGUUUUCUGCGUGGGUUGUUUCCUCCUAAACUUAUUAAUCCUUCGCACUAAUUUAGAAAGCAUUUACGAAACUUGGAUCCACAAUACUUGCAUCGUCGUCAAAGUAGCUUUACUAUUCUUCACACUUCUCGGAAUAUUUUUAUAUUCACUAAAUAGAAUCGCAAACGAUUACCAUUUUACUUACGGACAAAAACUUCACCCACUUUGGUUACACGGAAUUAAAGUCGCGAUGCUUUCGAUAAUGGUCAUAGUCAUUUUAAGAUUAACUUUUGCCCCUAUAAAAAAGAGAUUGGUGGAUAUCGUCGUGAUUUUAAGCGUUACUUUACCUACCAUAAUCGGUGCAAUUAUUGUUGUUGUUAAAUAUAAAACUGGUGGUGCUUCGAGUGUUAUCGCGCCCGAUCCUUCAUGGGGACCCACCAGUUUUAAAAAGAAAGUUGCUCGGAGUCGUUUUGACGCUAAAAGAGAACUUCGUUAUCGAUCUGCCAUUCAAAAAUGCAAACACGCUUGUUUAUUGAAUUCAUCAACGUUAGCAGCUGAAAUUAAAUAUUGGAAUAAUAAAAGAAAACUAGCUUAUGAGUUCGAUUCGUGA